UUUCAGUUAUAUAUAUGUGUCCACUUGCAUAAACAUCACUGUCUGUACAUUGUAUUAGAAUAAGUAAAUUAAAAACUAAAAACAAUUUUAAUUUCAUUUAAAUGAAAUAAAAAUUCAUGUGUUGAUGAUUGCUAAUAAUUUCUUGAUGAGAUGAUGAGUAUCCUUUACACCCUCCUCUGCGUUAUAGUAGCGGCGAUUCUGCUUAUUUUCGGCCUCGUUUCAGCUCUGUUUCUCAAGAUAUUCGUCGGAAAAUCCGUAAAAAGUUCAAAAUACCCUCCCGUUGUAGGUACCGUCUUCGAUCAGCUCUUCUACUUCAACAGGCUCUAUGACUACCAAACGGAUAAAGCCAGAAAACAUAAAACAUUCAGGCUUCUAGCUCCGGAUGAAAGCGAAUUAUACACCACCGAACCGAGAAAUAUCGAGUAUUUUCUCAAAACCAACUUCAAUAACUACUCAAAGGGUCAACGGAAUCAAGAAAUUUGGACGGAGUUGUUCGGACAGGGAAUCUUUGUAGUAGAUGGCGACAGGUGGCGACAGCAGAGAAAACUCGCGAGCUUCGAGUUUUCGACGAGAGUUGUUAGAGAUUUCAGCUGCUCUGUUUUUAGGAAAAAUGCAGCUGAAUUAGUCCGCACAAUCUACGAAUUCUCUAAGCAAAACCAAGUUUUCGAUGUGCAGGCUUUGUUGUUGAGAUGCACUUUGGAUUCAAUAUUCAAAGUUGGUUUUGGAGUUGACUUAAAUUGCUUAAAAGGGUCAAACCAAGAUGGGAACGAUUUCAUAAAGGCGUUCGACGAUUCGAACGAAUUAUGUUAUUGGCGUUACGCAGAUCCGUUAUGGAAGAUUAAGCGAUAUUUCAAUAUCGGCGGAGAAGCAAUUUUAAAGAAAAACAUAAAAUUCAUACACAACUUCGUCGAUAAUGUGAUCUCAACCAAGAGACAACAAAUCGAAAAUGAACAACAUUGUAAUGAGAAAAAAGACAUAUUAUCGAGGUUUCUGAUGGAGAGCGAGAAGGAUCCGGAAACAAUGACCGAUAAAUACUUGAGGGACAUAAUUUUGAGCUUUAUGAUUGCUGGAAAAGACACUACUGCAAACACUCUUUCUUGGUUUAUUUAUAGCCUUUGCAAGAAUCCACUAAUACAAGAAAAAGUCGUGCAAGAAGUCGAAAAAAUCAUUAAUUCUUCAGAAAAUAAUAUUAAAGACAGUGUCGAUGAUUUCGUCGAAAGAAUUACAGACGAAGCAAUUGACGACAUGCAUUACCUUCAUGCAACCUUGUCCGAAACCUUGAGGCUCUACCCUGCCGUACCAGUGGAUGGGAGAUGUGCUGAAACAGAUGAUAUUUUACCUGAUGGAUAUAAACUGAAGAGGGGCGAUUGUAUAUACUACACGGUGUACGCGAUGGGUCGAAUGACUUACAUUUGGGGCGACGAUGCCGAAGAAUUCCGACCAGAGAGAUGGAUUAGUAACGGUGUUUUUCAACCCGAGUCGCCUUUCAAAUUUGUUGCAUUUAAUGUAACUGGGCCGCGAACUUGUUUGGGGAAAGAUUUUGCUUAUAGACCAAUGAAGAUUGUGGCAGCAGCUCUUGUGCACUACUUUAAGUUCAAAUUGAGUGAUGAGAAGAAGAAGGUGACUUACAGAACUAUGCUUACACUACAUAUCAAUGGAGGCCUUAGUAUUCAUGCAGUUCCCACAACAUAGUUGUU
Erythranthe guttata (spotted monkey flower) is the source of this 1697-nucleotide messenger RNA. Lineage: Eukaryota; Viridiplantae; Streptophyta; Magnoliopsida; Lamiales; Phrymaceae. The record is from RefSeq and is a predicted model, not a curated record.